UUAAAAACCUUCGCUCCGCGCUAUUUUGGCGCUCAGUUUAUCAGUCUUCGGUGCCAACUCGCCAUCAUGUCAACUUCAAACGAGCCUCCUGUUAAAGUACAAGUUCUGUACCUUGUGAGAAGAAAAAAGUGGGAAACAAAAGACGUUAGCGUGAGUGGAUUCGACGGAAAAUGUCAAAUAAAAGUUGAAUCAACAGCAAGGAAAAUCUUGCGACAGAAAACAAUGGAAAUUGAAGUGUCAGGGAACAACUUCUGUGUGGUAGAGAUGGGUACAGCAGGUUGUCAUAGCAAUGUGAUUGGACUUUUAUGUAUGAAACGGGACUCCAAAAUACAAGGGCAUUUCUUUAAGUCCCAACACAAGGAAAUACUCAACAACUUGAUGACCAUACUCAGAGAGUGCUGUAGAGUUGAUUCAUUUGAUGUGAACUUGGAUGAAGACCUGAACUGUUUCCCUUCUCAGUCAACCAAAGCCCAACUUCAUGUCUUCCAUGACAAGAUCUGUUUGUCAUCAAACUCUGGUUAUGAUUUCAAAAUCUUGUGUGAAUAUCCAUUGAAUUCCCUUUCAAACUGGCAACAAGACCCAACAAACGUGACACUGACCAUAGUGCACAAAGGCAAAGAAGAAAAGCUGCUUUUAAAGACUGACAAAGGAAGGGGUAUUUGUGCAAAGUUAUCCUCAUCUGUUCAAGAAGGAUAUCAAGGAGUACAACAAUGUGAUGGCAAUUCCAAUAUUAUCACAAUACCUUCAAGGAUAAGCAAAAGUUGUGAAAUUUUGGAUCACCUGCAUCGUCGUACCAGACCAAAAGCAAAUUCAAUGUUAUCCUCAAAGAGAAAACCAAAACCAAAGUCCCAACUUACCCCUGAACUGAGCAUGGACACCAAAGAUUUUAAACAGAACUACCCUGAUCCAUGUUUUGCUGGCCCUGGACAUUUUGAAAGUAAUGUGACUGUAGAAAGCAAGGUGAAACUUACAGCUCUCGAGAUUUGUGAUGAAACAAAUGGUCAGAACAGCUGUUCAUCACCCAGUGACGUACACGACAGUGUGACUCUACAACCUUCUCCCCCUCCAAUUCCACAAAGACAAGCCAAACAAAAUUCAGCAAAGGGUGGUGAAUCUCUCCCAAGAGCAUACACAUUACCACCCAGCUUUCGGAUUGUGUCCCAACUGGAUGUUGGGGAAAGGCAGCACCUUAAAAGUGAGAUAUCAUCUAAGGGAAUAAAAACUGUUGAAAUUAAGGAGCUCGUUCAACCAAUACGUGUAGAUCCUCUUUAUAGAAAUUUUGGAAACCAUUGUGAUUCAUACACAGGCUUAAAGAUAAAUGUGGAAACAAAUAAAACAUCUGAAUCAUGUGGUGUGUGUUCACCUGAAGGAGAGGAACAGGAUAUUUUCAGCAUGGCAGGAAGUGAGGGAGGCUCAGAACCUUGUGUGGAGGAGCCUACAGUUAUGCAAAACAGGGCAUCACCACAACCUUUCAUGAUGUCAGAUUCUGUUCCAAACUCCCAUGCAGAUAGGAAAAUUCAGGAUGAAGAUAAAGAACAAAGUUCAGAUAGCACCUGUCACUAUGUGAACUUGCCUGAAGGGUCAAGACCAAGCUGUUAUCUUUACAUGAAUCUUCCUAAUUUGAAGACAGCACCCAAAGAGGCAGCUGUUUAUGUUAAUCAUGUGUUUAUGAGUCACAGUAUGCAAGGGAUUUAUGAAAAUGUCCAACAGUUUUACAAUGAGAAGUUAGAAGAGUGUGGAGCUCCACCUGUUCCUCCACCAGUGCUUAAACCUCGCCAGCCUCCUCCGAGAUUACCAAAAAGGGCAUGUGGAGGUGGGCAAAGAGUACAGCCAACGCCCCCCAGGAGUCCGCCACAUAUGGGGGCUCCUCAUUCACCACCUCCACCCCGUCCACCCAAAAAACAUGGGGGCGUUUCAAAGAUGCUGGAAAGAGGCAUUCAGCGGCAACAAGACAUCCAAGUUACAAUUGCAGUUUUUGCAUCAAAAGCAGUAGCUGGUAGGGAGUGGUUUCUGCGCAUUGUUGUGAUGCAACAUGACCCUGAUGAUUCCACAUUCAAGAUGGUGAUGGAUCGUGAACUUGCAAGUAACUACCGCCUCAUGCAGACCCACCCAUUCAGUAUCUCCUCAGACAUAGUCAUAUCACUGAAACACCAGUGCAAACAAUUUAAACUUACCAGUGAAAAUGCUCAAGAGGUUGGCUAUAAUAUCAUUAAGGACCUUUUGCAUGGUUUUUGGUUUGUGAUCGAGUUUCACCUCGAACACUUGAGCAGUGAUGGGGAACACUUUGUGGGAAAUGUCUGCGUAGAACCCAAAGAUCUUCUUCCUGGUGAAAAGUGUCCUGUAAACAAAAGGGUUAAUCUUGGAAUUAAUGAAGACUUUGAAUUGAAGGUUCAUUCGCAACGCGUUAAUUGUAAACAACAUGGAAUUCUUCGGGGACAGGAAAACCAGACAAGCAAACAUGUGAUUUCUGAUUAUGCAAAACGGAAAAAAAUGUGUGGAUUGCUUGAUAUUUCCUCAUACAAACAAAACUGGAGAGAUGUUGCUGGAAAGUUGAGGUUUAGCUGGGAGGAAAUAAAGGGCAUCGAGGACAAAGCACAUAGAUGCCCCACCUUUUCACCAAUGGAAGAUGUUCUUACGACAUGGGAACAGAGGGAUCCUGAAAGCAGCUUGGAAAGACUUAUCAGGGUAUUAAGAGACAUUGAACGAUUUGAUGUCAUAAGUGAUCUCGGUUUUCCAGUAGGCUCUGAAAUUUUAUGAUCCAUGCCACGCUGUUGCUGAUUUAUGAAGAACGAUGAUGAGUGUUAUGGGCUGGUGUACCUGAAAUUUGAAACCAAGUUCACCCUUUGGUAAUUAAAAGCAAAGUGAGGUCCAAGACAAUUAUAUACUUUGUUUGUUUUUAAGUGAGAAAGAAAUCACUGUUUCAAUUUAAUUUUAUGACAGUGAAAUUAACUGACUACUAAAUUGAAAUUGGUCUACUGCAGCCCAGUCCCAAGUAGUUCUCAAGUGUAAGGAAAGGUAGAAAAACGUAACUGAAAUGACAUUCUCAUGCUUACAUCACUGGUAAGUGCUGGGCUUAAGGACUGCUUUAUUUAUAGGGUAUCAUUAGUUUUAGUCGUAUUUCUGGUGUGAAAUUGAAAUUAAUUUUUCUAAAAUGUCUCUUCAUUUUUUUGAUCAGUUUAUGCUCCUUGAUGAGUUUCCCAUUUUGAAUGGAUUACAAAAUUUUCAUCUUGAAAAGUAAUUUUACUUAAAUUGUACUGUAUCAUUCAAUUUUUUGGUAAAAAAAAAAAAAAAGACAAAAAAAGGCCAGAAUUCUUGGUUCUUAAAAAUCAGUGCCAACAUAAAACUCUUAUCUCAGGGUCAGAGAAAAUGGUUGAAAAACAGCCUGUUUACUGCGAACAAGUUUUAGCUCUUGGAGAUGGAGGGGGCUGGGGUGGGGAGUUUUGAGACGACAGGUUUUACAGAUACUUGGGUGUAGCUUUGGUAUCUACCCUAAUUUGGUUUUUUGGAUCAGGAACUAACAUGUCAAAAGGUAGAAUAAACCUGCUAGGGUUUGUAAUGGUCACAAAAAUGCUUGUAUUUGUUUACAGUUUUUAUACAUUUCUGUCUUUUUUUCCUAAUUUUUUAAACAAAUCUUCUUUGUACAAGGCAUUUUCAUAACUUUAAUGGCAACUUGCUCUACCAUUGCAGUAGGUUCCUUUAACAUACAGUUUCAGUGUAAUACUUUUUUGGUGUAUAUUUUGAUGAGGUGAUUGACAAAGGUAACCAACAUGUAGGUUACAACAUGUGCAUGGCACCAAAACUAAAUGUUUGUUUCUUCCUAUGGGAGUUGUUAUAAAGUAAAAGUUUCACUUUAAGUUUACUGAAAUAAAUGCAUUUUUACAAAAAUGUGCCUCCCCUUAUAAAUCUACCAAGUAAGUUCCCUAAAAACUUGUCUUUGGUUUUAUACAAAACCAACAAAAUCACCAAAGAUGCUA
This is a messenger RNA of Pocillopora verrucosa, 3974 nucleotides long. RefSeq lists its product as uncharacterized. The record is from RefSeq and is a predicted model, not a curated record. Gene Ontology annotation, molecular function: protein binding. Lineage: Eukaryota; Metazoa; Cnidaria; Anthozoa; Scleractinia; Pocilloporidae. Gene Ontology annotation, biological process: signal transduction.